Messenger RNA from Aspergillus puulaauensis, 1278 nucleotides. Its product is annotated as putative exo-polygalacturonase. The transcript has 6 exons. Gene Ontology annotation, molecular function: polygalacturonase activity. Lineage: Eukaryota; Fungi; Ascomycota; Eurotiomycetes; Eurotiales; Aspergillaceae. Bases 1 to 1278 code for a protein of 425 amino acids. The record is from RefSeq and is a predicted model, not a curated record. Gene Ontology annotation, biological process: carbohydrate metabolic process.
AUGCAUCUCGCCUGGAUCCUCACUGCCCUUACUGCACUGACCUUUGCAGAUGCAGCAAUUCCAUCUCCCAGACAAACAUGCAUCAUCCCAGCCUCGGGCACAAACAAAACCGACGACGCCCCGGCCAUCAUCUCCGCAUUCAAGCGGUGCGGCCGCGGGGGGAAAGUCGUCUUCCAGCCAACAACAUACUACGUCAACUCCGCGAUGAACAUUUCCUGGCUUCAUGAUGUCGAUGUUGACAUCCAAGGGAGACUGCUGUGGAGCACCAACAUCCCCUACUGGCUAAACCACUCCCUGCCCGUCGGAUACCAGAACCAGUCGACUGCGUGGAUCCUGGGUGGUGAUAGGGUACGGGUAAAUGGGCAUGGUGUUGGCACGCUCGAUGGGAACGGCGACUACUGGUACGAGUGGAUACAGGAGCAGGAGAAUACGUCGAAUUACCCAGGAAGGCCGCAUGCGUUGACGCUUAGCGGGCUGACGAACUCGGUUGUCAAGGGUGUUAACUUUUUGCGCAGUCAGAUGUGGACGCUGUCGAUUAUAUACUCCCACCAUGUUGAAUUUGACGGGAUCUUUGUGAACAACACGGGGAAUCGGGUGGAUAGCUCAAACACGGAUGGCGCGGAUACAAUUCGAUCGUCGCAUAUCAGCUUCAACAACUUGACUGUAUACAACGGAGACGACAGCAUUUCAUUCAAAGCGAAUAGCACCGAUAUCACGCUAAAGAACUCGCACUUCCACAACGGCCUGGGCAUCGCAAUAGGCAGCAUUGGCCAGCUCAAGGACGAGUUCGAGACGGUUGAGAGGAUCAAGGUUGAGAAUGUUGUUUUCGAUAACACACUCCACGCGGUAUACUUCAAAACCUGGACCGACGACCAAAACGGAUACCCGCCCAACGGCGGCGGGGGCGGACUGGGCUAUGCCUCAAACAUGCACUUUAACAACCUAACGACAACCUCCCUCCGCGGCUCUGCAGUCGCAAUCUCCCAGUGCACCCGCUUCAUCGGCGCCCCCGGCGACGGGAACUGCACCAACUCGCAGUUCCAGAUCAGGGACAUUACCGUCGCGAAUCUUCACGGGACGACGGAGUCCUCGCGCGUCGCUAGCCUGCAGUGUAGUGCGGUUGCGCCGUGCACGAAUCUCGGCCUGGUUGGGGUGGAUUUGGAGCUGGGGAAUGGGACGAAGGCGGAGGAGUAUCUCUGUGGGAAUGUAAAGAGGCCUAGGGGGUUUGAAUGUACUGGGGAGGUUUGUGAGGGAGGGAGUUCUACGGGGGAGUGUUAG